This is a messenger RNA of Torulaspora delbrueckii, 315 nucleotides long. It is a transcript of the gene ICY1, whose product is annotated as Icy1p. The record is from RefSeq and is a predicted model, not a curated record. Bases 1 to 315 code for a protein of 104 amino acids. Lineage: Eukaryota; Fungi; Ascomycota; Saccharomycetes; Saccharomycetales; Saccharomycetaceae. The transcript has a single exon.
AUGUCAUUUGAAGACGUUUUCCCACUAUCGUUCGCACAAACUAGUUUUAACAGCCUGCCGAUGCUGUCAGAUAGUCCCAGUGGACUAUCAGAUUUUGAAGAUGAGCAAUUAUAUGAGGAACUGCUCGAGACACAACCUUUAGUGGUACCGGUUGAUGAUGAUAGAAUUUUUACUGUCGAUGAAGAUUACAAAUAUGCUGAACAACCCGUUGUAGCACCACAGCGGCCUCGGAAGGCGGUUGGGUUUGACGAAGACGUCUUUGCAGACGCUGCUCAACACAACUAUAGACUAUGGCUUGCCAAUGUGCGGUCGUAA